AUGGCGAGCCAGUUGUAGGGGAUCCAGCAGCUGCUGCAGGCGGAGAAGCGGGCGGCCGAGAAGGUGGCAGAAGCCCGAAAACGGAAGGCCCGGCGGCUCAGGCAGGCGAAGGAGGAGGCGCAGGCGGAGAUCGAGGGGUACUGGCUGGAGCGGGAGCGGGAUUUCCAGCAGAAGCAGCAGGCGGCGCUGGGCUCCCGGGGCCACGUGUGCGCGGAGGUGGAGUCGCAGACGCGCCGGCGGGUCCAGGCCAUGCAGGGGGGCCAGGCCCAGGCCAAGGAGCGGGUCCUGCGCCAGCUGCUGGGCCUGGUGUGCGCCCCGCACCCCCAGCUGCACCCCAACUACGGCCCUGGCCCCUAGGGGGUGUCCCUGGCUCCACCCCCUGCUCCCCAGCUCCGCCCCCAGCCCUGCCCCCUGACUGCUGGCUCCACCCCCUGGCUCUCAGCUCUGCCUCACACCCCCAGCUGCACCCCAACUACAGCCUGGAGGCCUAGGGCAGCCCUGGCUCCGCUCCUGGCUCCGCCUCCUGUCCCCAGCUGCACCCCAACUAUCAUCUGGCCACCUAACGGGUGCCCCCUCCUCCAUCUGCCCCCCAGCUCCAUCUCCUGUUCCCAGCUCCCUGCCCCCCCAUGAGCUCUUGUGGGUGUGCCCUGAUCCCUAGGGGUCUGAUUGGCCCCUGAACCUCCAAACCGCCCCCUCCAGCAGUAUGCCCAGCCCCCUCCCACUAGCUGUGCCCCUGUACCCCAACCCCACACGUCUCGUGCACUGACUGUGCCUGUGAAAUGUGGUGA
Molecule: messenger RNA, 788 nt
Organism: Gopherus flavomarginatus (Mexican gopher tortoise)
Lineage: Eukaryota; Metazoa; Chordata; Testudines; Testudinidae
Gene: ATP6V1G2
Product: ATPase H+ transporting V1 subunit G2
Exons: 3
Biological process (GO): proton transmembrane transport
Cellular component (GO): vacuolar proton-transporting V-type ATPase complex
Molecular function (GO): proton-transporting ATPase activity, rotational mechanism
Source: RefSeq, a predicted model, not a curated record